Molecule: messenger RNA, 625 nt
Organism: Durusdinium trenchii
Lineage: Eukaryota; Dinophyceae; Suessiales; Symbiodiniaceae
Source: the annotation of a GenBank genome assembly
GAACAAGCCAACCUAGACAUUGGGAUUGUUGUUUGGAUUCGGCAAAUUGUACAGAGCCAUUUCCCAAAAUUGAUAAACACAUAUAUCGAUUCUUCAGGAACAGCCAUUGCCUGCGCCUUGCUCUUGACUUUUCUUUCUUGCCACAUUUGGUUCAAGUGCGGACUACCCCCGGAUAACUGUAAAGAAUCGGCAGUCUCUUAGACUUCAUGGCGGAUGUGGAGAAGGCGAAGGCAAGGGAGGAGACUGGACGGAAACCCAACGACCUAAGCAUGGACGACAAAGUAAAGAUUGCCAUCGAGCUGAACGCCCUUCGCGAGAAAUGGUCGGAGCAGUUCUUUCAGGACAACCCGAAGUCGGUGAACUUCUUUGGUGUCACCAUGGACUCAAACAACAUGCCAGCCAUUCAAAUUGGGGUGGAUCCAGCUGCAGACGAAGCAUCCCUCGUGAUUCCAGAGGAACUCCGGGGCGUAAACUUGGUCUUCAACAAGGUGCGUCGAGCACCACAAGCUCGUCCCCUGAGGAAAGUAGUUUGUACUGAGAGUGAAUGACUCUAGUGUGAACAGAUUCUCAUUGCAUGCCUAGAACGGGAGGGACGCUGUACAGUUUCCCGUGCUGGCAAAAGAAA